AUGGCUAACUACCUCGCCUCCAUCUUCGGCACCGAGCAAGACAAAGUCAACUGCUCCUUCUACUACAAAAUCGGCGCCUGCCGCCACGGCGACCGCUGCUCGCGCAAACACGUCAAACCCUCCUACUCCCAGACCAUCCUCAUGCCCAACCUCUACCAGAACCCAGCGUACGACAACAAAUCGCGCCUCACGCCGCCGCAGCUGCAGAACCACUUCGACGCCUUCUACGAAGACCUGUGGUGCGAGAUGUGCAAGUACGGCGAGCUGGAGGAGGUGGUGGUGUGCGACAACAACAACGACCACCUGAUCGGGAACGUGUACGCGCGGUUCAAGUACGAAGAUUCGGCGCAGGCGGCGUGCGAUGCGCUCAACAGUCGGUGGUACGCGGCGCGCCCGAUCUACGCCGAGCUCAGCCCUGUGACGGAUUUCCGCGAGGCGUGUUGCAGAUUGAACAGCGGGGAGGGGUGUCAGAGGGGCGGGUUCUGCAAUUUCAUUCAUCGCAAGGAGCCGAGUCCUGAGCUGGAUCGGGAGCUGGAGCUGAGUACCAAGAAGUGGCUGCGCGAAAGGGGCAAGGAUGCGAGGAGUAGGAGUCCGAGCAAGAGCCCCGAACCGCUGCGGCCGAGGUACUGA
Molecule: messenger RNA, 630 nt
Organism: Neohortaea acidophila
Lineage: Eukaryota; Fungi; Ascomycota; Dothideomycetes; Mycosphaerellales; Teratosphaeriaceae
Product: splicing factor U2AF 23 kDa subunit
Exons: 1
Coding region: 1-630 (209 amino acids)
Biological process (GO): mRNA splicing, via spliceosome
Cellular component (GO): spliceosomal complex; U2AF complex
Molecular function (GO): pre-mRNA 3'-splice site binding; metal ion binding
Source: RefSeq, a predicted model, not a curated record